CGUGCUGGAGCACCUGGCAACAGAAUUGUUUCAUGGCUGCUUCCAUACAAACGCUUACAAAAAAUGGAAUUUACAUUAAUGUGACUUUGAAUACGGGACUUUUUGUAAUUGACAGUCAUUUUCACAGACGCUUAUAGUAAUGGCGUCUAUUUUAAGAAGCGCGGCUGCCGCCGUGAAUAACAAAGGCAUGCCAAGUUCGUUUUAUAGCAAAGAUAAACCAAACCCAGUAUUUCAGUCUCUUGAUAAAGAAAUAAGACAGUUUAUGGGCUUCAUCAAGAAGAGAAAUACACAGGGAUAUCAAAAACCAAAUGAGGAAGCUCAGUCUCGAUCAGCAGACACAUUAUUUGAAAUAUGGAACAAGUAUGAGCCAAGACUUCCAAAGGCGUACUAUCAAGAGAAGUUGCUUGAAGUGGGAGAUUUUCUUAUGUCUGCAAAGGAAUACAGUCUGGCUCUAUGGCAGUGCUAUGACAGAUAUUUGAUGCAUUUUGGUGACAUCAAUGUUGUUGAAAUCUCUGAUAUAGAUACAUUCAAAUCAACUUUCUUCAAGAAUGGUUUUGAUGGAGAUAGUGCUGGACUUACUUUUCGUGCCCUGAUGGGAAAGUGUAUCAGCAUGUAUCAAGUUGUACGAUCUUCAGACCCAAAAUUACAGAAUGCACAGAAUGUUGUAAACUGUGUACAGAUACUUACCUUUCUGAGGCUGGUCACUCAAGUCAUCCUGCCUAUAGAAAAACUCUGUUGGCUAGUCUAUAAUGGUACUAUCCAUAUAUACAGUAUAUCGCGAUAUCUGAUGUCCCUGGGUCACUCGGCCAAGGUUCUAGAGUAUUUGAUAUGGGCUUGUAUGUGUAUGGAGACAUCUGUACCUCUCCUUACAGUCAAAUAUCUUUCCUGGAGAUCUACACUCUAUACAGCCGUAUGCCAGGCCUAUUUUGACUGUAAGGCAACAGAACAUGCUGAGAGUUUUGCAAGACGAGGACUGUCAAAGAUCCAGGAGUUAAGUCAACUGGAAUCAAUGAGCAAUGCCGAGGAUUCACCCGAGAGAGAAGUAGCUUUCAGACAAGCUACUAUCAAGAUGGCCAUAAUGGUGUUCCGUAGAUCUGUCUAUGAAACACGAAGAAGACCCAAAGGUUUACUGAGACCAAAAACAAGGGCUAAUCUCAAAGAUGCUCAGAAUUUACAAUGGCCUCGGACUCCCAGUGAGAAGUUACUUCAUGACAUGUUUGAGGGAAGCUCCACACAGCUGUUGUGUAUUCUAGAGGCCCUGAAUGACACAAAUAGGAGAAUUCUCAUUACCUCACCCCCAGCACCAGACUCUGAGGUUGAGAUACUUGAUGUGUAUGCUGAACUUUUCAUGGCUGCACAAGAAAUAUUGGCAGGUGGAGGUGGCGUCCGAGCAGCUAUGCCAAAACCUACAAGUCCUGUAGGUGUGGUUGGCCUAGCUGGUAUUGUACCCAGCAAGUCACUCAUGGAAAUGGCGUCUAAAGGUGAAGAUGGAGCGACAGUUGAAGGGGCUAUCAAGAUUGUGAAGUAUGCAUUCUGCUAUGAACAAUGGGAUGUGUUUGAAGUGCUCAGUGACACAGUUCUCACCUAUCUCAGGAUAAUUGGUGAUGAUCGUUAUGUGUGGGAUGAGAAAUGUCUCCAGAUUUUGUCCGCAAUGGAGAAGAUAAUGAGCAGUAAGAAGAAUAGACGGACAGCGUUAUCCAUGGCAGAAGAAGAUCAGGUGGAUCAUGAACUUGCACCUUCAGUUCUUGCCCAGUCAACUAGAUCAGUGAACCUGAAUGAUGAGAUGAUAUUACUUGCUGAUAUCCUGAUGUCAGUCAUUUCUGGACCUUUCACUCCUGAGACUAUAGAGGUGGAUGUGAUAGUUGAUGCCGCUUUGUUUCUGUGGAACAAAUGUAAAGCAGUGUUCCAGAAAUACCAGACUGGAUCUGUAGAUAACCCAAAAUACUUGAGCAAAAUGGAGAACCCAACUAAAUGGGUAUAUAUUCUGGAUGUUGUUCAUCAGCUGUUGUGCUGGUGUGGAAUCAGCAGUGUAGAUCCAGCCCUGACAGCAGAGGUUGUGCUGCGGCUUGGGCUCGUACUAGAAAGUAGUGCACAUCUGGACCAGAUAGAAGCUAGAAAACUGUUUACUAACUGGAGAAGAACUCCUUCAUCAAAGAAAUGUGAUGACUCAACUUCCCCAUGCUCCACCACUGGGGAGACAGAUGGUCGUUCCCCGUUGAAGGAUUCCUCAAUGUCAGACCUAGGUAUGGUGCAGGACGGGAGCCAGCAUGUCAGUCGUACCUCAAUGCUCUCAUCUUCUCUUCUCAAUGUUAAUCCAAGGAACCAGCUACUUCAGGCGCGAGAUAUACUCGAGCUUGGACUGAAAAAUGUCUCAUUUGCGCGGCAGGCUGUAGCACUAGCUGAUGGGAAAUCUAUUGCCGAUAUCAGCUGGGCAAAGAAAGUUAUCCCUACUAAUAAACUCCCUCCUGAAUUGGAGGGGGUGCAUGAUCCCUUCUUACCCUCACUUCACGAGUUAGAUAGGGGCCAGUCUCCUCUUGCUUUUGAAAACAGUAUGGGUAAAGGGGUACCAGCUAGUAAACGGGAAUUGAACAAGGAGUUAUUCACCCCGGAUGAUCGGCAGGAAGGAGAGGUAACAGAAGACACGUUUGUCGAUCGUGAUGAGCUGAUACCAGAGAGCAUGAGAGGGACUGCCACUGCUGUAUGGAACACUGUGAAAGACCUUCACCUUGAGUUGAUCCUUAUGUACCACAGAGUUUGCCUGAAGCUGGAACAGAUGGGGGCAGAUCCUGCUACAAACAUGCCAAAACCUUUCAAGCGUAGAACAUGCUCAAGAAUGCAGUUUGGCAGUGAUAGGUCGCUGAUAGAUACGUAUGUUGAGUCAAUGGAUGAGUUACUAGGCCGUGCCAACAAGAACAACAUAUCAAAAGCCUUGUUGUACAUGCAGAAAGCUUACCUCAGCUCCAAUGAUGGAAAGGCAACCAAGGAACAGAAAAAACUGCUGGAGAAUGCAGCAACCUGUAUCCAAAAAGCCCAGGUGGAGGAGAAGAGAACUUAUCUUGAAAACACAGGGAUAUGUGAGGAUAUUAUGGCGGAAGGGCGUGUCCCUCCACCUCCAAUAUUGCUGUCAAGGACAGACAACUCUAUGGUUUUCAAACCAGCACCGUGGAAACCUAGCACUGCAGAAAAGGUUGCAUGGUACAGGAUAUUUGCCAGGAAUGCCACAGGAAGCAAUGUGAAGGCACGGCUCAAUGAUUACUAUUUCCAAGGGACAGGGGAACAGAUCCCAUAUCAUCACACAGAGUUAAGAGUGUCAGGACUGAAAGCUAAUGAAAGAUAUGUUUUUGGUGUAGCAGCAUAUACUGUUGAUGGUAAACUGAUUGGGGAUAGCAUAGGGGAGAGCACUAGACCUAUCCUGGCCAACCACCCACUCCCAGUUCUCACCACAUGGGCGUUCCUGAGCCAGAUCUCAUACCAGAUUGGCUGUUACGAGAUUUCUAGACGAGCAUGUGAUGUUCUCUGGGAUCAUUUCAUUGCUGAAGCUCCACCUCCAGAAGGUAGAACGUACACAUCGUCUAAUGAGAGAGACUUCAAACUGACUUUGAUGAGGUUGAACCAGAAGAUUGUGUGUCUAUCCUCACCAGUGAACCUUCGUUUGUUCCUCACCAGUAUAUUUAUCAGUGUGGACAUCAAUGUACGAGAAGGGAAACUCUUUUGUGACUCUCUCACUGAUAAAGGACCAUUGUAUCGAGGACAGAUCAAGAGAUUAAAGGAGUGUGAGAAGAUGUUGGUUGCUAUAGAGCUGGCAGGUUGGCUCAAUGAAUCUAACCUAGCACUCCAGGCAGUCGUACAGUGUUAUGGUCUCGUAGCCCCACUCAUUUUCUACAAGAUCCCAUCUAUACCAGUAUUCCAGGUUUUGCAGAGAUGUCAUGCAGUGCUACAGGAGAUACCAGCAGGAUUACGGCAGAAACGUCCCACCUCCAUCGCCGACAGUCUGCAUCACAUGACAGCUUGUAUCACCUUCCAUAUGGCUAAAGUAUUGAGGAACUGGGGUCAGAAAUCUCUUGCUAACAACCUAAAUGAUGCUGGGCGCAAGCUUCUGGCUGUUGAAAGUGGAGAACCAGCCAAAGAUCAGUUAGAGAAGGGAUCCACACUGGAUACCAGUGCAGACAAUGAGGAGACAGCUGGUUCCAUCAAUCUACAGGCAUUGAAGAAUAAGUCAAGGCGAGGGAAGAGAGGAACAGUGAGUAUGACGAAGGACCAUGAGGCAGAUGGUCCCCUCAAUGAGGAACUCAAAGCCCUCGAGGCUCAUAUGCUGAGCAUAUCAAAACAAGCCCAGAGUGACCAUGAGUUGUCUGGUAAUGAGGACCCAAGUAUACUUCAUGCAUACAUUGCAUAUCUUCCUAGCAGGAUUGCAUAUAGGGAAGUUGCAAAAUUCAAGAAGAGAGCCCGCUACCUGGAGUUCUUUGUGCAGGUUGCCCAGAAAGCCCUGACUGAAGGUCUGCCGGAGAUUGCCCUAGAUUGGUGUGAAGACACUGAGACAUGGAUAGCAAGACGUAAUGAACAGAUUAUUGGUAUUCGUGCAUUCCUAACCAAGCAACCUGGUGGUACUAUGACCGUCACUGGUGAUGACCCGAAGAAGUUUGCGGCCGCUAUGGUGGAGUACAGUAAAGAAAAGGCACCAAGUAGACUUGGUAUGUCCCAGAGUAGAACAGGCAAGUCAGUGAGUCGGGCUGGCGUCCAGCAAACCAGCAGAGCAUCCAGUAAACUGGGUGUAAACCCCUCACAGACAAGGCGUGGGAGUACGAUAGGGAUUAAAGCUGGUGCAAAACUACCUAGUGGCAAAAUUCUCAUGAUCAGCGAGGAGGAGUUCAGCUCACCAAGGGCUCCACAAGGUGGCGCCAAAAUGGUCCAGAACAAAGGCCAGUCAGCCCCCAAAGCUAAAAGAAAGCAGAAAUACAAGGCCCUUCAUGUGAACCAGAAUAUGUCAGAUGCUGCCAGACAAGCCCAGGAAGAGGCUGAGGUCAAGGCUCUAGAGAAGGUAAGCCAGCAUUUACCAGACAUGUUCCGAGGUUGGCACAGGAAAAAAAGACUCAGGAAAAUCUGUACUGAUGAGAUGCCUUGGAAAUGUCAGUUGAACAUACUACAAGGGUUAGCCCAGUUCAAUGCUUUCUUACACAAGCUUGAGAAGAGAGAAAAGGUACUUGGAAACCAGGAUAGUAUUAUGUACAAGACCAAUUUCCUAGAUCAGGAAUGGUUUGUAUUUGAGACAGCUGGUACCCUGGUUGUUGGCUGGGAAGGUGGACCAUUGCAUCAUGCAAAUGUUACAGAGCCAGGAGACAGGCAAAACAUGAAGGAUGGUACGAAGCUUACAACUAUCACAGACAGAGAUAGGGAUGAUAGUGAACUGAGCUCCGAUGAUGAUUUACCUACUAUAUCAUCUAAAGCUAAGACAAAGACCACAGAGGCUCUUGAUCUAGCUGGGUAUGAGAGACCUAAAACUACAGCCACUGGUAUAGAAAUAGCUGCAGCUCUUGCAACAGGAGCACCUCCCCCACCAAUGUUCACAGAACCACCUAUAAUUGAGGACACUCCGAGAACAUACCGCUCAGACUUGAGUACAUCGAGACCACACGGUCAGAAAACACAGGAGCAACAACAAGAUAAAACUCUUCUCACUGCCGAGGAAACUCUGGACUUUAUCAGCAAAUCUUUUGACUAUUUCAGGAAAGCAAUUGUAUUAGCUCAUAGAGGACAAUACUGGACAUUGUUGCAGAACGCUGCCAGGGCAUUAUGGAACAGCGCUCACACCGCCUUACUGAGGGCAUACACACCAACACUAAGUGACCAGGACAAUGGCCUGCUUACCAUAGAUGAGAUUAGAUCUAAGGCCUGGAAACCUUUACAUGUAGCUGCUGACUGUCUGCUAGACAUGAUGACACAGUUACAACUAGAUCUACAAGCUCAAACAGCUAAGGCCAAAUCAAAGGGCAAGAAGCUUGGAGAGUAUUUUGAAUCCUGGACUGGUAGUGUCCUGAAUGAAGCUGGAGGUGCCAGUCUGAAAUUUGAGGAUCCAACAGACAACCAGUCUGUACUAGAUGUCAGGUUCAUUAGGAGAUUGGUUCUACGAGUGUUAGAGAUUCUUUACUAUGAAGAGAAAUGGGAAAAACUGGUGGACAUAGCUCUCAAAUUUAAUGCACUAACAAAUGAGCGUCAUGCAGAACAGGUGAUCCCACUGUUGGUUCAAGCACAGCGUAAACUUACCGAUGGCAUCCAGGAACUGGGUGGUAAACUUCCACCCCAGCCUCACUACCAACAACUCAUGUAUAGACUAAACUCUGUUGUCACUGCCAAGACAUACCUCACUCAACAGUUAGAGCUAGUUAUUGACAAGUCUAACCUGCCCCCAGUACCUGCAGGGGCAGGUAUCGACCCCCUUGGACAUGGUCUGUACACAAGUAAAGAUGCACUGAAGAAUGUUUCAGUACCACUAGAUGUGCCAUACAGUCUGUCAGUGUUGUAUGAUGCCUUUGACAAGUCUCAGUACACCUCAAGGGCCUUACAACAUAGCAGGAAACUCAUGGUGCUUUACCUAGCCAACCAACAAAAUAUGUCUGAGGCAGCACUGAGUAGACAGCCAUCACGUGUUGACUUUAUACCAAACACUGCCCGUCCCCAGCCUACAAUGCCUCCAGAUAUCAGUCGAGAGGAAUAUUUGGACCCGUCAGAUGUCCAGACAGCUCCAAUACAUAGAUCUCAGAUAGGGACAGUCAUCACAUCUUAUGAGAAAACAAUAGAGAUGUUACUAGCUAAGAAUGCACGAGAUCUGGCAGCCCAAGCGAUGCACGAAACGGGGAACCUACACUACCAUGUGGGUAACCUGCGAGCAGCAUACAAGUGGUGGUCUGAGGCCCUGGAACUUAUUCUGAAUGCUGAUGAUGUGUUACACACCUGGCGGGACCUCUUCAAAGAUGCAUCAGAUAUCAGUGCAGAACUUCUUCAGCGUUGUGGUAUCUGGGGAUGUGUACUGGCUGCAAUACUCACAUCUAAUGUUGCUCAGUUUAUUUUGACCUCAGACCUUGGGCUGAGAACAGAGUGUUGUUUCCUCUCUGGGUACUUGUUUAAGGCUAUAUUCAGGUCUUCCUUACCCCACCCACUUGCUGAUCGUGACUAUGCUAUGUAUGAGGUAGGGGAGGGAUGUGAGGUGACAAAUCUGAUUCCUGGUGUUGACCUGCUGUCAGAGAAGUAUAGAGCUGAUGGUAGACAGGUGCUAGCAGCACUGCGCUGGGUCAUUGAGGAAUUAGCCAGAGGUCACCAUAACCUCUUUGUUCUUCCCCUUAUGACCCUGAACCAAUACUUUGCCACCUUUGUGUGCAGAGACUUACAGAGAACAGUUGAUGGUAGGAUAUUGAAGUGUCGGGUCCUGUCAGACCUAGGUUUGUUCUCUGAGGCCCUGCAGGUCCUUCAGAGGCUCCUCCAUGGGGAGAGGCUGCCCCACACUGGGGACAGCAGCUUCAGACAAGUGGAGUCAAAGGUCAUACCCUUAAAGUUCAAUACCAGUAAACCUAUCACAGAACCUAGUAACCUAAAGGUAUUAGAGAAUGUACUAGACAAGAGACUGUCAUCUAACCUCGGUAUGCUGUAUGGACCUCAUAUGACCUGUCACCUGUCUCUCGUACAAGCCCAUCUGUUUGUCUGCCUAGCUCAAACACUGCCUGUCCUACCAAACAUUGAAGAUAUCAUUUUACCAGAAGGAGGUAGUGCUUGGAGGCAGCUGACUAUCAGUACAGUAUCAAGACCCGGUACUCUCGGCCUACAUGGUAUCAAAGCUGCUGAGACCCCAUCCAAACCUAGAAAGGUGGGCACCAGACCAUCUAAAACUGAUGACACAAUUGUAGAACUUGAUGAGGACAGAGAAAUAGACACUAUAACUGAAGCUUCAGAACAAACAGCAGAUAAACCAGACAAAAAGGAAGAUUUGUAUAAGGAUGAAGAAAAGGGAGAUAAUAAAUCUGAGAAUGCAAAGGAAGACAACUCUGUCGAUGACUUAGCUGAUGAGGAAAAGAGUGAUACAGCAGGAAGCAGUAAUGGAACAACACGAGAUGGAACCGAGCAGACAACUUUGAUCACAAAACGUUUCUCCGGAGCAAAGAAGCCAGUGAAUGUGGAGUUUAUCAAAGGGACAUUACUGGUGAUUGCCGAUCAGAUGGCAGGAACAAUCGCUGACGUUAUACAGGAGAAUGCUGAACUGGAUGGAGGAAAACUAGAUGAUCUUUCAGCUGCAGAGUUGGAACUGGUGGUGUUGUGUAAACUGGAACAAGCUGCCAUAGCCAGACAGAAACAUCAUGCUCCCAUGGCAGCUAGGAUUGUGCUGUCUUCACUCAAACUUCUACAGUCAUCACAUCUGUUCCGCAAGAAAAAACUCAUACCCCACCCACCAAGGGAGUCUCCAAAGUUUGAAAGAAGACCUUCUUCAUUGAAGAGUCAUGGAGACAAUAGCAGAAAGAAGCCUUCCUUCUUUAUCAAACUUAGUGAGCCAGAAAACAGCCAGUUUCAGUAUCAGAAUUUCCAGUCUCGGUCUCGGCUUGAUGCCCGGCUCUGGCUUGCAUGCAGGUCUUCCCUGGUUCAGAGCCUCAUGAUGGAGAUAAGAGGCAUGGGAGAUGUAAAAGGCAUUCCAAAAAUAAAAGAGAAAAUAGGAAGUGACAACAAAGUGCUCCAGGAGCUUGCAGACUGCCGCCAGUAUUGUGCUGAAGGUCUGGGUGAAGCAGAAGCUUGUGGUGAUAUAGAGAAGCAGUCUGAAUUUCUUAUGCAGGGAGCCAGUCUGAACAUUAUAGAAGGCAAAAACUUGGAACAUACAAUCUCACUUCUACAGGAUAGUAUAAAUACAUUUUCAAGAGUUCCUUGCCUCUCUAUUCCUGGUGCUCAGAUGAAAGCUACAGCUUUAGUGAUGAGGACAGACCUGGAGGCAAUAGAACAUACAGACGACAGUAUCAUCUUCACUGAGAGAACCAUGGAAAACUAUCUACAUGCUCAGGACAUUAUACUCAAACAGAUGGAAGAUUUGGGUGAGAAAAUUGAGCACUACUACCCAGAAGGCCGGCUCCAGUACUUCUCAACCCCACAUAGUCCAUUGAGGAAUAUAUAUCUCCCGCACUGUCUUAGGCUUGUACAGAUCAAACUGCGUGUUGGACAUGGUAUGGCUAGAAAUGUAGCAAAGAAUAUUAGAAAUUCAACUGUCAAGCAACCACGGUACAAUGUUGUGUUAAAAAGGUCUGAUAUAGAACCUGUUCCAAUGUGGUCAGAUGUCCUUGGUGUUCUCAUGACAGCCCUGGCAGUAUCCCAAGUGAGUGUGACGAGAGAGGCGUACCUGGAGGCAGAACUUCUCCUUAACAUUGGCAAAGUUCAGCGUAUGUUGGUGUAUUUGGGUAAAUAUCAACCCCGACAUGCUGCUCAGUCCUUGAUAGAUGCUAUCAAGAUAUCACACUCCACUGAUCACAAUCUGGGGUUAAUACGGCAGGCCUAUCUAGAGAUAGCUCUGAUAUAUAUGUACAGCAGUGGUAUUGCCACAAUGAAGGAAGGAUCGUCUAUAGAUAUAUACAGUGGUGCUGAAAGUGGCAGCGAGGACACCUCCAGUGAAACUUCCAAGAAAAAAUACUAUAGGAAGAGAUACAAACCAUCCAAAAAGCAGUCGAAAGAUAGUAUGAAUGAACAAGAGAAGGAACGACAUGCUGCCUGGCUGGCGAUACGUUCUGCUGCUGCUGUUGCCAACACACAGCGUAACAGGUUGCUGCUGAUAGGUGAUGUUAGCGUAACAUCACAGCAGCUGUCAGAGAAGGCUCAGCAGGAGAUGCCAGAUUUUGUUGCCCUUGACCUUGUUGGAGGUUACGUUCUUGGAGAGAAGAAGAAAGUCUAUAAGAAUGAGAUAGAGGAAGAGUUAGCUCCCUUGGUAGAAGCACAAGAAGUGAAGCAUGUUGAUACCUAUGAGGAACUGAUACAGAAAGCUAAAGAAGCAGCCAAUGAUCUGAGCUGGAUACAGUUCCUAGGUUAUCAGACAAUUCUUCAACGUCUGUGCAGUACGUCUACUAUAUCAGCAUCAAGUGGAAAGCAGGAGGAUCGUGUAAACCAGAACUCAUCUGGUGACCUUGGACCUGAGUUUGACCUUGGAUUCAUCAGUCAUGCUGAAAGUGACACAUCACUAAAUCAUGAUGUUGUGAGAUCCAUGCUAUUCUCUGGUACUUGGACAAUAAGGCUGAAUAGAAUGCACAGUUACUUGAGUGACAACCUAAAUGCAUAUGGAACAAAUUGCUGUGCUGUAUAUCCUCCUGCCGAUCUUCAACUUCCUCUUUCGUCUGAACCAGCCACGGAGCUCCAACUUGUAACCAGGUCAUACGAAACAAACCUGACACAUCCUUCAGACAUUGAGGCAGAAACACAGAUACAAAUUGAUAUAGAAAUACCAGCACCAGGUAUGCCUCCGCUCCCACCUGGUAGCUUGAAGAAUUCCACGAGACCUGCAGACAAGCCAAUUGUGUCAGCUACAGACAAUGAGGUCACUUUACAGUGGUAUCAACCUUCCCUUGAAGAAACUGACCCAGCCAGGCCCGAGGCUUCUGGUCCAGAAAGCAGGGUGUUACUGAUGUAUGCAUUAAAUAUGAAGAGUGCAAGCUCUACCAGUGCUUCUACAAAGAUAUCUUGGGUGCAGAUAUCACAGCUUAAUGACCUUCAUGACAGGUUGGCAGUUCUGAUGCAGAGGGCAGAAAUCUAUCUGCCAAGUGAGAAGGGGAAGAAGAAAGAUGUUGUUGCUACAGCCCCAACCCCUACCCCCAAAACAAAGAAAAACACACAGAGAAUCAAAGCCUUGUCACCAAAAGUCAAGAAAGAUGAAACUUUAGAAAAUUUAUUACGUCAAUGUAUAGAUGACAUAACAAACAUCCUAGGCUCUACAGCUGAACCCGAUACAUCCUCUUCAAUAACAGAGGUAUUUUUGUAUAAAUUUGUCAUUUCUUAUCAGAUUUUAAAAAAAAAACCUGUCUGGCAUGAAAACCAAUUCUGAAUACUUUUUUUCUGA
This is a messenger RNA of Mercenaria mercenaria, 11065 nucleotides long. Its product is annotated as cilia- and flagella-associated protein 54-like. Gene Ontology annotation, biological process: cilium assembly. The transcript has 68 exons. Gene Ontology annotation, molecular function: protein binding. The record is from RefSeq and is a predicted model, not a curated record. The coding region runs from base 140 to 11050 and encodes 3636 amino acids. NCBI's taxonomy places the organism in Eukaryota, Metazoa, Mollusca, Bivalvia, Venerida, Veneridae.